Messenger RNA from Cimex lectularius (bed bug), 472 nucleotides. RefSeq lists its product as uncharacterized. Bases 43 to 369 code for a protein of 108 amino acids. The record is from RefSeq and is a predicted model, not a curated record. NCBI's taxonomy places the organism in Eukaryota, Metazoa, Arthropoda, Insecta, Hemiptera, Cimicidae. The transcript is spliced from 2 exons.
CUUACAUAAAAAUUAAUUAAUUAAAAGAAAUUAUUUUAAAGGAUGAAAGGGCUCCCUAUAUGCGACCAUAUACGAUUAUCUGCUUCAGCCGAUUCAGCAAAGGCGGACUAUUUCGAGAUAACCCCAGCUGCGAUAAAUGUACUGCAACGACAAAUGCAUUGCAGUUCAUCUUCAGAGGGAAAAGAUGAGACUUCUCUUUUACGCGGUUCUGAUCAUCUUCGCCCUGGUGCAGUCUUCGUUCCAGUUCGACGCCCAGGAAGUACAAAAGACCCGACGGGACCCGAUAGCUGGACUUGUGCAACUUCAAAUGCCCGGAGAAAUCGUUCCUCACCACCAGCGGAAGGAACGGCCUCCUUUUUACCUGCCUAAGGCCUUUUAGUCAACUUGUACAACAGAGGAAUUGCAAAAAUGUGCUAAUAAAAUUGUAAUACAUACAGGUGCAAUUAACAAAUAAACAAAUAUUUUAAUCAGA